Molecule: messenger RNA, 420 nt
Organism: Sphenostylis stenocarpa
Lineage: Eukaryota; Viridiplantae; Streptophyta; Magnoliopsida; Fabales; Fabaceae
Source: the annotation of a GenBank genome assembly
AUGAGUUCUGUGUGCAUAUCAAACUGUGUAAGCGACGCACGUGACCCAUGUGUGACGGUGCGUGCGACGUACUUGAAUCUCUACAAGUGGCCGGAAUCGGACGCGGAGUUUGUGCGUAGAAGGGGCUCGCACGUGUGCGGGCACGCGAGGGUGGUGGAUAGCAUCUCGUGCAGACAGAUGUACCUACGAAGCUACAAGUUUUCGAGGAAAGAGACGGUGUCGGAGAAAACCCAGAAAUGUUUCGGAAAAGUUAAGGACAGAGUGAAGGGAAGGUCUCACAAGAAAAGUGGGUUUACAAGGAGAAGGAAGUGUUUGGUUUGGAGGAAAAUGAGGGAAAUUUCCCGCGCUGCUUUGUUGAGGAUUUUCCGCAGGUUCUUAUCUUGCGGCGCUAGUGUAGACGUUGUCCAAACAAGAUCUUAA